Messenger RNA from Oppia nitens, 1200 nucleotides. RefSeq names its product zinc finger protein 184-like. Gene Ontology annotation, biological process: regulation of transcription by RNA polymerase II. Gene Ontology annotation, cellular component: nucleus. NCBI's taxonomy places the organism in Eukaryota, Metazoa, Arthropoda, Arachnida, Sarcoptiformes, Oppiidae. The coding region runs from base 91 to 1200 and encodes 369 amino acids. Gene Ontology annotation, molecular function: RNA polymerase II cis-regulatory region sequence-specific DNA binding; DNA-binding transcription factor activity, RNA polymerase II-specific. The record is from RefSeq and is a predicted model, not a curated record. The transcript has a single exon.
GUUCAAAUAAAUCAAUCAAAUAAUACAGAAAUUAUAGAAAAUGAGACCAAAGAUGACCACAUAUUAACUGAAGACAGAGAUAAAGAUAGUAUGAAACAUCAGUCAAACAAUAAGACAAUUAAUCUUUCAUUGAUUUGUAAUAAAAAGGAUAAUAUUAUUGAAUACAAGUGUCUGGACUGUGACAACAAAUUUUUGACACGAAAUGGUUUAAUGGAUCACAUGUUUUACAGUCAUAAGAAACAAUUGGUAUUUCAAGAUAAUUGUAUUAAUCAACAAAACGCUGAUUUGCUGACUAAAAAUGAUUUCAAGAAAAACAAGUGUCAACUGAAAGGCCUAACAGAUAGUGAAAAGAAAAACAAUGAAAUACUAAUAAAAACAAAGAGAAAACAACCGAAAAGUCGAAAAAGAAAAUCAAUUAAUGACAAAAACAAUGACCAGUUAGACAAACAAAGAGUAAUACGGUCUAAACCGGGAGGAUAUAAGUGUCUGAAUAGUGAUUGUCAGAUGACAUUCAAAACGAGUCGGAAGUAUAAAAAACAUCAGAUGACUUGUGUAGUCACUUGUCCUCAAUGCGACAAAAAGUACAAAUGCCAGAAAUCAUAUGUCUUUCACCAAAUGAAAGAACACGGAUCAGGUGUGGAAUUGCCGUACAAAUGUGAUUACAAUGAUUGUAACUAUCAGACGGCUUCAUUGUAUUCAUUUAGGUUUCAUAAGUUAAGUAAACACACGACAAACAAACAAUUUGUUUGUCCGAUCGCUGACUGUUCCAAAGCAUUCAAAUUUAAGACACAAUAUAACCGUCAUUUGGCCGAACAUCGAUCGGAACCGACACUCAAAUGUCGCGAAAAGGAUUGUCGGCAACUGUUUUAUACGGAUAAAGAAAUUUAUAGACAUCGUAUCGUUGAUCAUAAACGUAAAAUUAGGAAAAAGCCUAAACCAUACAAACAGUGCGAUUGGCCGGGUUGUGACUAUUAUGGACAAGCACUGGCACGCCAUAAGUUAGUCCAUACGGGUGAGAAAAAUUUUCCGUGUCAUUGGCCUGAAUGUGGUAAACGGUUUACCGGCAAACAAAAACUCAUUGAACACAUGAAUAUUCACAACAAUGUUAAACCAUAUGCUUGUCGUUGGCCGGGAUGUGAGUACCGGUGCGCUAGUAAUUCAAAUAUUAAUAAACAUAUGAAACAAAUCCAUCAUCAAUAG